Messenger RNA from Phytophthora infestans T30-4, 255 nucleotides. RefSeq lists its product as uncharacterized. NCBI's taxonomy places the organism in Eukaryota, Oomycota, Peronosporomycetes, Peronosporales, Peronosporaceae. The record is from RefSeq and is a predicted model, not a curated record. The coding region runs from base 1 to 255 and encodes 84 amino acids. The transcript has 2 exons.
AUGGUCGAGCUGACCUUGGACGGCGCGUUGUUUGACAGCGCUGCCGUGUGGUCGGCGUUCUGGUCCGUGGACGCGGAAACUCACGGACGCGCCAUUGAGCGGGCCGAUGUUCGACAUGCCACGGUGGGGUUGUUCGGGUGUAUUCGUGGUGGCGUAUGGAACGCGGUGGAGCGGUUGGAUGUGGUGCGCCAGCCGGAUAUCUCGUGGCGGUGUCGCGACCUGGACCUGGCCGUGGGGUUGCACACGAUGGUCUAA